AUGAAGUUCACUUCCAUUUCCAGUCAUCUCGUCAUCCUUUUGGGGGCUUCUUUAUGGGCUCCAGAGGCAAACGCCCUCUGCUCCAAUUCUUCCCGAUCAACCUUUAAACACCCUGGCCUACUUCACACUGCCAAAGACUUUGACCGCAUCACCGGUCUCGUCAACGCCCAGAAGGAGCCAUGGACGAUCGGCUGGAGCAAACUCAAGACACGCGCAAACUCUGCUUACACCCCCAAUCCCAAGGAAACGGUGUGCCGUGGCGGCGCAGGUCGCGAAUGUAACCCCGAAAACUAUCCGUCUCUCUACCGCGAUGCCCACGCCGCCUACACCAAUGCCAUUGUAUGGAAGAUCACCGGCGACGAGGCACACGCCAACGCGUCGGCUCGCAUUCUUGAUGCUUGGAGUGACUCGCUCGUCUACAUCAAUGGCUCUUCCGACAAGUUCCUGGCUUCCGGUAUCUAUGGCUUCCAGCUCGCCAACGCAGCCGAGAUCUUGCGUGAGUGGAAGGGAUGGGACGGCUUGUCUGCGAUGACCGAGAUGUUGCAGAGAGUCUUCUACCCCAUGAACCACAACUUCCUUGUCAACCACAAUGGCGCAUCCAUCGACCAUUACUGGGCCAACUGGGACUUGGCCAAUAUGUGCACCAUGCAGGCUAUCGGAAUCUUGUCAGACAACAAGACUAUGUACAAUGAGGCAGUCAACUACUUUAAAAACGGUGCUGGCAAUGGCGCCAUCAAGAUUGCUAUCUGGGAAUUGCAUGAAGAGGAAGGGUCUGGCAAGGUCCUUGGUCAAGGCCAAGAGGCUGGUCGUGACCAAGGGCAUGCUCUGCUGGACUUUGCUUUCUUGGGCGUUUUUGCGCAACAGUCUUACAACCAGGGUGAUGACUUGUUUUCGUACCUCGACAACAGAAUUUUGGCAGGGUCGGAGUACGCCGCCAAGUACAACCUCGGAUUUGAUGUCCCCUUUACCAACUUUACCAACAGUCACGGCACGGCUGUGAAUAUCAGCGAAUCUGGACGUGGCGGUCUUCGACCCAUCUGGGAGCUGCUCUACAAUCACUACGGUGUCAUCAAGGGGCUCAAUGCUUCUUGGACCGAGCAAAUGCGCGACCACGUGGUUGAAGAAGCCGGUGGUGCCGAGGGAGGUGGCGGCGACUACGGCACAACCAGCGGCGGUUACGACCAGCUAGGAUUUGGUACCCUUCUUUACAGAUUGGAGUAG
Messenger RNA from Colletotrichum abscissum, 1221 nucleotides. RefSeq lists its product as uncharacterized. The record is from RefSeq and is a predicted model, not a curated record. Lineage: Eukaryota; Fungi; Ascomycota; Sordariomycetes; Glomerellales; Glomerellaceae. Gene Ontology annotation, molecular function: lyase activity. The transcript has 2 exons. Gene Ontology annotation, cellular component: periplasmic space. Bases 1 to 1221 code for a protein of 406 amino acids.